GUGGCAGUCACGUGAGGUCUCGAGUCCCCCGUACCCGUCUACCUACAGUCUGUUGCCUCGAUCCUUCCCGCCGUACGUUCACUAACUUCUUGUCUUCUACAAGUUUCUUCUUUAACUUCCCAAUCUCAUUCUUCUCCACUCCCACUUUACAUUUAACUGGAUAAAAUCUGGGGAAGGAAUCAAAGUUCGCGCGUGUUUCUUGGGAAAGGAAUCAUCACCACUCUAAUGGAAGAAUUGCGCUUCUGCACCGUUCUGUUUCAGUAGGAAAUUCGCCAUGGGUCUGCGUAAUUUGCUUCUGCGGAGGCUGGUGUCUCUGCUACAGCCAUGGUUGCCCGAAGACUCCGACCUUCAGCUGAAUUUGGGGCUUACCCGUUCCACCGUCAUUGCCCGGAACCUCCACUUGAACGUUUCGGCUCUCAAUGAGCUAAUCGAGGAUACCGCGAUAAGCAUGUCCUUCAAAGAGGUGACCGUCGACCACUUGAGCGUUAUGGUCACUUACUGGCCCUUCCCGGCCUUCGAGAUCAUAGUACGUGGCGUCCAUGGAACGUUAUCUGUCAGGGAGUUUAAUAUGGAGGAGGUCCCGAGGGGAAAACGGAAAUCCAAUAGCACAUUUUCUGAUAUUCUGAAGGAGAAUCUAUCUGCUAUUGAUCCGGAGGGUGCUACUUUGCAUGACAUCAUGGAGAGUUUUCUGGACCCACUACCAAGAUACCGGUUGAAAACAGCUUCUAGAAAUCUAUUACUUAAACGUGGUUGCCUACAGAUGUAUAAUAUUAACUUAGAACUGGAGUUCCCCAUCUUUAACAAUGUCUUUGAAUGUUCAUUGGGCAUCAAUCAUCUAAGUGUCAAAUCUGAAAAUCAGAAUCAUGGAUGUCUUCAUGAGCUCAUAAAUGCAGUCUUUAGACCCUCAGCACAUAGCUGCCUUGUUGUCAUUGGCAAUGAUCUUGAGAUUGUGUUAAAGAGGGAAAUGCAGAUUACUAGAAUCUUGAAUUUAAAAGAUAUAGUCAGUUGCUGCAAAUUGUAUGAUCUUCAGCUUAUUGACGUGAAUCUUAGAAUUCCGGAACUAAGCCUUUCAAUUUCUCCUGCUGAGGUUUCUAUAUAUGCAGUAUUAAAUGUAAUGUCAUCUACAGAAUACAAGUUUGCUAGAAAUGGUAGACAACUGUGGAAGCUUGCUGCUCAAAGAAUUGGGCACAUUACUUCAGUGCCUGGAGUGUCAUUGCAUCGUAUUGUUACUAUUGUCAUGCUGUGGAUACAGUAUGUUAAUGCCUAUGAAAUUUUACUACUACUAACUGGAUAUCCUGUGGAAAAUUUGAUGAAGAAAUUCACUUAUAAGAUUUGUUGGGAUAGAAAACUCUUCAAUUCUUUCAAGAAACAUUGGAUAACAAUAUUGGAUAUUGAGAAGAAGUUACCAAUCGAAUCCAUUGCACAGGCACGACAAAUAUCACGUUAUAGAGCCAUCAAGAAUGUUAAAUGUGCAGAAGAAAAAAAGGAAGCAUCUAGCGUCGUCCCCUUAAAAUUAUUUUAUCAGAUAUUUUCCAUGCUUUUAUGCAUUUGGAAAAUGGUAUGCAAUAUAUUUUGUUUCAUAGAGGGAUACAUGGUUAAAACUUUGAGUCAAUGGCAGAAAAUUGAUGGAUGUUCAGAAAUUGUACCACAAGAUUCCAAUCCUCGGUUUUGCUUUAUGUUGAAUAUUGGAGAACUCUUGGUGUCUAUUUAUCCCACACAUGAAAUUCAACCUCCUACAAUUGAAAACCUUAAAUCAAAGUUUGGGAUCCCAUCGUCCUGUUUUCUUUCAUUCUAUUUUUCCCUUGAUGCACUCUUAUUCAAGUACAUGGAUGAUCUUUGUGAACAGUCUUUACUCAUAUCCUGUGGCCAAUUCAAUGUUACUUCCUUACCUUCUGAGGAGGAUUCCAUCAGUAGAAGCUGUUCCAGUGAUCUGCUUGGGUCUCUAAAGGAGUAUGACAUUGAAAGAGCAAAUAAUCUGAAACCUAUUAUUUGGGGUGAAUCUGCUCGGAGCUUUCUUCCUUCUGAUGAUCAGGAAACAAAUAUUGCGGACUUUGGUAAAGUUGGUUGCAAUCCGUUCCUGGUUAAAUAUUUGGGGGGGAUGUGGUUGAGGUGGAAAUCUAUAUGCAUGAAAGUUGAAGAAAGUGGGAUCAAGUAUUCAGAUAAUCCUUGGUUUCUUUGUGAAAUCAAUAGCUCAUUGACAAAAUCAGUGGUUGAGAAUUCAAAUACUGCAUUAUGGGAAUGCAAUUUGUCUCUAGGUAAGCUGAAUUUAGCUUUGGGCUAUUCAUCAAUACUAUCGGCAUCUUUGCUCCUUAAAUUGAUGCAACAUAGUGCUUAUUCUUGGAUUGAGGAUGAGCAAAGUCCUGAAGUUUCUUUGCAUGCACCGAAAAUAAUUAUAGAUGAUGGAGAAGUCUGCUCGAAUAAUAAGUGUGAGGGCUUUGCCAGUGAAAUGGUGGUACCAUUGCUUAAGAAGCUACCGCAUAAGCACAUUCAAGUUGCAAUGCAGAUAGCUGGUUCUCACAUCCAAAUGGCACUCGAAAAAAACUUUAAUGAUGGCCAUGUAAUCCCAGGUGACGUAGUUCAUAAGGGCGACCCACCCAUUGCAUUUGAUAUUCAUGACAUUGAAAUUGCUGUUUGCCCAGCUUCCAGUUGUGAUCGGGCAUUUCUGAUGGAGUUGUCCUCUGAAGCUGUCAAUAUAGAAGUUGAAUGUCUCCGUUUGAAAGAACCUAAUAUUUCAACAAUUGAUAAUGAGAAGUAUGCAUCUCAAGGAUUAAUUUCACAUUGGUUCUACCUACAAGUUAAUGGGUUAAAUGCUUAUGUAGUAGACUUGGAGGGGAAACAACAAAACCCAAUAUUCAUUUUUAAUCCAAUGCUGAUCCUAUCAUCAAUUGUCAGGAAAUAUGUUCACUCAUUCAGUGAGAAUGUCAGUGCUUUCUCAGUAGCUUUUGACUGUACAACCACAGGUUUCACUGCUUUAUCAUAUAUGGAGGAUUUGCAUCUUUUCAUUCAGGUUAUAGGACAUUUGUCCUCUGCAAUCUGUUACCUAGGCUCUGCCAGUUGGGGGCCCCAGGAAUUCAUGAAACAAAAUAUCAUGCUUGCUAAGCCCAUGCCUAAGUUUGUAUAUGUGAAAGAAGCCUCGAUAACUUGUCGUACUAGUUAUAUGAUUCUCGGAGUCUAUAAAAUUAAGUCGAUGGAUGUUAUUCUUCAUAAUUCCAGGGUGAGUGAUGCUUUUGACAGUUGUAAGAUCUUUUCAAACAGCCAGAAAAUGGCAGAGACCAAUCUCCCUGAUUGUGGAAUUUGGAUUUCUAUUCAUGAAGGAAGAGUUAAGGUAACUUGUGAGGAGGAAAAAGUUGAUAUUCUUACUGAUAUCUCUGAGAUCGUUUCAUUUAUAUUUAGGUAUCAGAAGAGAGGUAUAGAUAAAUCUGUAUCCAAAUAUCUGCUGACGCAAUUACUUAAUUGCUAUCAUCAGAUUUAUCUCUCUAAUUUCAUGUUAAUUUUAUCUCUGAGUCCAUGUAAUGCCUCAUCUUCAGAAAGGUCAAGGAAUAUUCCCCACAGUUCUAUUUCUAGAAAUAAUGAAUUCAACGUGGAGAAUUUUGACAUGGCAGUCAACUCUGAAGGGCCAGGUGGACAGUCUGUCUUUGCUCAGGCUCUGGACUUUGAUUCCACUUCAUCAUCUUCAAACUUACAGUUGCUUGUAAAUGUUUCAAUUAGUAGGAUUUUCAUAACAAGUAGCCCAGUGCAUGAAGUCCUAGUUGGAGUACAUCAAAUGAGUAAACUUUCGUCAUUUCUCUUAGUCGGGGGAGAAUUUCAGACCAUCUCUUGGGAGAUUCAGGGUGGUAUCCUUUUCCUUGAAACAAUGGUUUUGGCGUUAUUUAUCAAUUGUUUCAAUUCAUACUAUCGUGCCAUAGGGAGUCUUUUGUCUGUGUUGCAAUUUUCUCAUCAACAAGAUAAGAAGGCUCAAGAAAUGGUGGAAAUUACUAGACUGGAGGAUACUGCUGCCGACAAUGUUGUUGGCGAGACUACUGACUCUUUUUUAAGAGUCAAAUGGAAACUUCUGGAAGUUUUUAUGCUCAAUGUCUCUAACAUCUCUCUUGUUCUCCUCAUCGAAAAUGAAUCUGGUGCAAUUUGGGAAUUUGUGAUUGAAGUUGAUGCCCAUUUAGAACUUAAAUUGGCUGAUCCUAGGAAAACACUUGUAGUUAAUCUUUCUCACUUGUCAAUUAUCUCCAAACGAAUUGAAAAGACCUUACGGUUUAACAUUCAAAUUCCUCAUUUCUCUUCAAAUAAGUCAUCUCACCUUGUAGCUGGAGAAUCUGCUUCAGGCUCUCAAUAUGCGAAGGAAGUUCAACCAGAUAAUUAUGCAAGCAGUUCAAAACAUCCGGUUACUAAUGAAGAUUUUUCUAGAAAUAAUAAUGUCAGUGGGCCUUUUUGUUUUAGCAGUCAGAAUUAUUUGUUGAAGAACUUAGUCGCUUUCUUGUCAAUUGAGAAGACCUACAGUGAUCAUAUAGGCUUAUUAAGUGAAGCUUGGGCAGGCAAUGGCUCUAUGUCAGGUUUGGAUCUCACAUUGUCUCAUUCUGAAAUACAGAUGAUUUUGUUAACUGUUUCAUCAUUUUCUGGACGGUCCGACAAGGAAAAGACAAAUGAAUUGCAUAAAAGGCCAUGGUCGAGUAACCAGGGAGUUGAUGCUAAUACCCCCGAGACGUUUUCCACUGAUGCGGAAACCUUUGUUACUGAUGGGGCGAUUAUUGCAAUCCGAGACAUCCAUCAGCACAUGUACUUGAGCGUAGAAGGUGGUGGUGACAGGUACAAUUUGGUCGGUGCAAUGCACUAUUCUCUUGUGGGAGACCGGGCUUUAUUCAGGGUUAAAUACAAAAAACAGAGGAGAUGGCCUUCACCAGUUUUGUGGUUCUCCUUAAUAUCAUUGUAUGCAAAGAAUGCCGAAGGCAAACAUUUGAGAUUGAACUGUUGUCCAGGAUCUGGAGUUGUUAACAUAUCUGGCAUUGAUGAUAGAGGUACGGCACUGUGGAGAUCAUUUUCUCAUAUGCAGGGAGGUCAAAAAGGUGAUACGGAUUGGGAACCAUACAACCAGUUUGGUAAAAGAACACUUUAUCUAGUGAACAAGAAGAGUGAUUGUGGUAUUGCUUUCGUUGAUGGGGUUCCAGAGUUUGUUAGAAAACCUGGAAAUCCUUUUAAGUUUAAAAUGAUCCAUGACUUUCCUGGAGUUUGUGGUGUUGCUAAUAUGGACCAUUAUCUUUCUGAGACGUCUGAAACCAGUCGUCAACAAAAUUCUCACAUGGAUGUGAGAAUAUCUGGAACAGAUGGGAUGUUUCCAAGCAUUGAUAUUUCAAUUGAGAAUAUCUCUCUGACAAUCGUUCAUGAAAUAUCUGAUACGAAUGACAUAUUGCCUCUCAUUCGUGGUUCCCUUGGUAAUAUGCAACUGACCCUACAAAUUUCAUCAAAUAAAACCAGGAUUCUUAGCACAUCUAAUGCUGUAUUACAUUAUUUCGACGUGCAAAGAAAUUUAUGGCAACGGUUUAUCAACCCAGUUGACUUUUGCCUUUACUACCGACUCAGCGUCAAAAGCGAUAGCACAGAAACAAUUUCACAUCGGGUUCCUGUGCAUAUCUAUUGUAGAAUGAAGGAGUUGGACAUAUCCUUCAAUGAGACCUCGCUCGAUGUAGUUCUCUUUGUCAUUGGAAAACUAGACUUGGCCGGUCCUUAUGCAGUGAGAAGCUCCAUCAUUAGUCCGAAUUGUUGCAAGGUGGAGAACCAGUUAGGCAUCGACCUUCUCUGUCACUUCCACAACAAGCAGAGUCUGACAAUAAGAAGAUUUCAGUCUGCUUUCAUCUCUCUGAGGCACCCAGGAUCACCAGACCAAACUCUUGCGAGCGGAUCAGUUAUUUCAAUUCAACUUAGUGAAACUGAAAAUUUUACAACUCCUAUCAACAUUUCCCAGUUACAACCACAAACAUUUACUCAGAGAACACGUAUAAUAUCUGCGAAAGAUUCAAGAACUUAUCCAGGUCCUCUUAUUGUGGUUGAAAUUUCUCGGCAUCCUGAGGAUGGUUUGUCAAUUGUGGUUUCCCCUAUGACGAGAAUACAUAAUGAAAGUGGACUAACCAUGGAACUCCGAUUUCGACGAAAUCAGCCAAAAGAAGAUGAAUGUGCUUCUGUGUUGGUAGAACCUAAAGAUGUGAUUGAUGAUUCCAUGGGAAUGUUUGAUGCUUUAAAUUCUUCCGGUGGAUUGAGAAAGGCACUAAUGUCUCUAAGUGUUGGAAACUUCCUUCUUUCUUUUAGACCAAAGUUGACUGAUAACUCGAUGAAUUCAAAGUCAGUUGAGUGGUCAGAUGAUUUUAAAGGUGAAAAGGCAGUGCAUUUGUCUGGAAUUUUUGAUAAGUUAAGCUACAAAGUCAGAAAGGCUUUAAUGGUUGGAUCGGAGAAGUACUCCUUUAGCACAUCAAGUUGUAAGCUGUUAGUUGAUGGUGGACAUGUUAACAACUUGCACUUUCUGAUUCAGUGCGUUGGUAGGGAUGUGCAUAUUUUGCAGCCUGAUGAAUCUGGGAAUAGGUUUGAUAAUAGCCAUUCAUCUGAUGUGUUACAAGAGCAAAAACAAAUUUUUCUUCUACCUACCGUUCGAGUGUCCAAUUUAUUGUAUUCGGAGAUACAUGUGCUUUUAAGUGAGACAGAUACUAGUACCAUAAAUGAGGAUUCGCAUAUUGGAACCAGGGCAACUAUAUCAUCUGACUCAACAGCUGAUUUCUAUGUGAACCCUGCCAUAAUUUUUUUUACUGUUACAUUAACUGCGUUAAAUUCAACCUGCAAAUCAGUGAGUAGUGGUGAUUUUGUCAAAAAGUUACUGAAGCAGAAAAGCAGUGUUCAGUCGGUAGACAUUGAUCUUGAUUUUGGAGGUGGAAAGUACUUUGCUUCCUUAAGAUUGGCUCGUGGCCAUAGAGGCACAUUAGAGGUAUCUGUUUUUGCACCGUAUGCCCUGAAGAACGACACAAAUUUUAUGCUGCGUUUUCUUGCUUCAAAUAAGAAGACCCUUUACAGGGAUGUAGAGGAGAAUGGUUUAUUCCCAAAUUUAGGAAUAUGUUUGGCUCCAAACUCCACUUGUUCAUGGCUCUUAAAGUCCAAAAAGGUGUUUGUACAGGUGUUAGAAAAUUACACAUCUGAAGAAGCACUACUUGACUUGGACGCUCUAUCUGGCUUCACAGAACUAAGCUUGCAAAUGCAAGGAGAUGACAUGGUAUUUAGCAUCAAACUUGGUGUUUCUUUGGGAUCACCGUUAGGAAAUAUGGUUUUGCCGUCCCAACUAGUUACCAUAGUCCCACGGUAUGUUGUGAUUAAUGAAUCAAAAGAAGAUAUUAUUGUCCGUCAGUGUUAUUUGCAGAAUGAUGGAGGCACAAUCGAAGUCAACAGUAAACAGAAAGCAACACUAAAGCUGCAGGAUGGAAUCCAGCAGCCUAGAGAGUCCAGUGUAUUUGAAAAUUUUGUGAAGAAGCACACAAAAUCUAUGGACGAUUCUUUAAAAUUUAUUCAGUUCUGCCUAAGUGAGUCUGAUUUGAGUUGGUCCGGCCCAAUAUGCGUUGCUUCAUUGGGACGAUUUUACCUGAAAUUCAAAAGGCAGCCAGACCAAGGGACUUCAAAAGGCACAAGUAUAAUUGAAUUUGCUGCAGUUCAUGUGGUGGAAGAAGGUUCAACAUUAAGUUUACAUUUCCAUAAACCACCAAAUACCAAUCUUCCAUACAGGAUUGAGAAUUGUUUGCACAAUUUUUCUGUAACAUACUAUCAGAAGGAUGUUUUGGAACCAGAGGUUCUAGGAUCUCAAUGUAGCGUUGAUUAUGUCUGGGAUGACCUGACUCUUCCACAUGAGCUAGUAGUCCUAAUUAAUGAGAGCCUUGUACGUGAAAUUAACUUGGAUAAGUUGCGUGCAUGGAAGCCUUUGUAUAAGUCUAGGCAACAAGGAGGCUUGGCACGUCACUUUCUUUGGGAAAGAAACGUGGGAGACAGAAAAACAAUAUCGGACGACUUUCAUGGCCGGGAGAUUGUGAGGGUUGGCUAUGAAAUAUAUGCGGAUGGUCCAACCAGGGUUUUACGGAUUUGUGAGAAAGCUGAUUGUCACAAAGGAGAUUCGGUGAUUCAAACAUCUGAAAAAAUUCAACUCAUAAUUUCUGAUAUCACAGUUCACUUACUUGAAUGUUGGAGGCAGGAUGAAAAUGGGAGCGAGCCGUUAGCUUAUAUGCCACUUGUAGCUGCUAGACUCGGGGACAUUAAAUUGUAUUCUGUGUUUACAGAGCAGCAGAAAUAUAACCAGAUUACUAUUCAGUCAUUGAGAUUGGAGGAAAAGAGAGUAGGAGCUGUUUUUGCUGCAAUGGUUCGUAGACAUCAAGUGGAUUACAGUGACUCAAAUGAUUGUGUUCUCAAAGUUGUGUGCAUCCUGAACUCAACCAGCAUUCAUGUCAAGCAAGUCAAAUACUUAUCUGUUGUUCUGCAGCCAAUUGAUUUGAACCUUGAUGAGGAGACCUUAAUGAGGAUUGCUCCAUUUUGGAGAACAUCUCUUAGUGACUCAAAAACUAGGAGCCAGCAGUACUAUUUUGACCAUUUUGAGAUCCACCCAAUAAAGAUUAUUGCAAAUUUCCUUCCUGAGGAAUCAUAUUCAAGUUACAGUUCAACGCAGGAGACUCUGAGGACCUUACUACAUAGUGUAGUAAAGAUCCCUCCCAUGAAGAAUGUGGCUGUUGAGCUCAAUGGUGUUCUAGUUACUCAUGCUUUGAUCACAAUGCGUGAACUAUUUCUUAGAUGUGCUCAACAUUAUUCAUGGUAUGCCAUGAGGGCUGUCUAUAUUGCAAAGGGAAGUUCAUUGCUCCCUCCAGAUUUUAUUUCCAUCUUUGAUGACUUAUCUUCAUCUUCAUUAGAUGUCUUCUUCGAUCCCUCACGUGGGUUUAUGGGUCUUCCAGGGACUUUCAAGUUUAUCAAGAAAUGUAUUGAUGUGAAAAGGGUGUCAGGUACCAAACGCUAUUUUGGAGAUUUAGGGAAAACUUUGAAGACAGCUGGGUCGAAUGUUAUCUUUGCUGCUAUAACUGAGAUUUCAGACUCUGUUCUAAAGGGAGCAGAAGCAAGUGGUUUUAAUGGAAUGGUGAGUGGAUUUCACCAAGGAAUACUAAAGAUAGCCAUGGAUCCAUCUUUACUUGGGAGUGUCUUGAUGGAAGGUGGCCCAGAUAGAAAGAUCAAACUUGAUCGAAGCCCAGGGGUUGAUGAGUUAUAUGUUGAAGGCUACCUGCAAGCUAUGCUGGAUACAAUGUACAAACAAGAAUAUCUUAGAGUUAGAGUCAUUGACAAUCAGGUUAUCCUUAAAAAUCUUCCCCCAAACACUUCUCUGAUAAAUGAGAUCGUGGAACAUGUGAAAAGGUUUCUUGUUAGCAAAGCAUUGUUAAAGGGAGAUCCGGCAACAGCUACUCGCCCUUUUCACCAUCUUCGACGUGAAAGUGAAUGGAAGAUCGGGCCUACGGUGCGAACGCUCUGCGAACACCUCUUUGUAAGUUUUGCAAUCCGUAUGCUGAGAAAAGGUGUCUCACAGAUUGUGGUUAGGAUUCCUCAGAACAAAGAAUCGAAUUCUGAUAUUGAAACGACCGAGCUUGCUUUAGUUCCUGGCAAGGAACAAAGUGGUAAGUUCAUCUGGAGUAUGGGAAUUGGCAAGUUUAUGCUGUCUGGUAUUUUAGCAUAUAUUGAUGGUCGGCUGUGCCGUAAUAUCCCUCAUCCUAUCAUACGACGGAUUGUAAGUGGCUUUCUGUUGACUCUCCUAGACAACAAUAAAAACGAAUAGUUUUUGUUGCCUCUUCUAAA
Momordica charantia (bitter melon) is the source of this 9837-nucleotide messenger RNA. Its product is annotated as vacuolar protein sorting-associated protein, putative (DUF1162). The record is from RefSeq and is a predicted model, not a curated record. Gene Ontology annotation, biological process: protein targeting to vacuole; protein retention in Golgi apparatus. NCBI's taxonomy places the organism in Eukaryota, Viridiplantae, Streptophyta, Magnoliopsida, Cucurbitales, Cucurbitaceae.